This is a messenger RNA of Clunio marinus, 189 nucleotides long. Lineage: Eukaryota; Metazoa; Arthropoda; Insecta; Diptera; Chironomidae. The record is from the annotation of a GenBank genome assembly.
AUGAAAAGUCUCGGUUUGUUGGUGCGAAAACCACUGACGAGUCUUUGUUUAAAGCUCAUGGAUAAAAGUGAACUACAAUUUAGAAAGCUUCCUGUUGUAGGAUUAAUGCAAGCAAGCUGUAAAGAAUGUUGUAUGAUUCACGCUACGCUGUCGGCAAAAUUGAUGAGCCGUCUUCUUCACGAUUCAUAA